AUGAACAGUAGUUCGCUGGCUACCAAUUUUGCGAACGAUUCUUUAUAUCUUCCUCAAUCAAACACUAAUCAUGAAAUUCCUGAUAUAGUGUCGGCUGUAAUAUUGAUAUUUGCCAUUUUUUUAAAUACACUUGGAAUAUUCUUAAUGCAUCAGCCAUGCGACAAUCAUCCACCAUCCAACCAAACAAUAAUCGUAACAUCGAUGAGUAUAACCGAGAUAAUGAUACCCAUUAUGGAAGAAGUUUACUUGAUUGGUGAAUUGUCAGGCUUUGAUGAAGAUUCUAAAUUUCUAUCGUACUGUGACGUCACUAUCGCUGGUCUGUUCCUUGUUUAUUAUAUGGUCUUGUUUUUAUUGACUCUAAAUCGACUAAUGGCAUGUGUUUUUAUUUUUAAUUACCGCAAGGUCGUCAGCAAAAGAAGACUAAUAUUAGCAUUGCUAGUAAUUUGGGUGUCAGGCGUAAUAAUUGCUCUACCCUUUUACUUUAUUGAUUAUAAAAUUUUCCUAACUGUAUGGUACAAGUUUAUCUACCUAAUCUUGGACGCUGUGAUCUUGGUAACCGCUAUACUCACAUAUACAUACGUUUUCAGAACGACCAAGGCUAAAGAAGAAAGAAGGACUUCAAAUCAAUCCAACACAAGCAAUCAACUCAUUCUAAUUUCCUUCUUAAUUAUUUUGACGUUUGUUUUAUUCGUGAUUGCUCCUGACGUAUUUUACGCUUACAGAUUCGAAAUAACGGAGGAAGGUGGUAUAUUGGAAGAGAAAGUUGUAAUGAUAUGCUGGCAGAUAAAUUAUAUCUUGGAUCCGUUGAUAUAUAUAUUCUUUCAAAAGGAUUUGCGCAGGAAACUGUACCGUAAAUUGAUACGUUUAACAUCUAUCCGCCGGAAAUUCACAGUACAAACUGACGGCAGCAAAACGCCUACACGGAAAUUUAUCAGUUCAAAUAUUAAUAGAGUUUAUAUUACAGAUAUUUAA
Messenger RNA from Hydractinia symbiolongicarpus, 972 nucleotides. RefSeq lists its product as uncharacterized. Gene Ontology annotation, biological process: G protein-coupled receptor signaling pathway. The record is from RefSeq and is a predicted model, not a curated record. Gene Ontology annotation, molecular function: G protein-coupled receptor activity. The transcript has a single exon. Gene Ontology annotation, cellular component: membrane. The coding region runs from base 1 to 972 and encodes 323 amino acids. Lineage: Eukaryota; Metazoa; Cnidaria; Hydrozoa; Anthoathecata; Hydractiniidae.